Messenger RNA from Phytophthora sojae, 963 nucleotides. RefSeq lists its product as hypothetical. Bases 1 to 963 code for a protein of 320 amino acids. Gene Ontology annotation, biological process: 5-phosphoribose 1-diphosphate biosynthetic process; purine nucleotide biosynthetic process. The record is from RefSeq and is a predicted model, not a curated record. The transcript has 5 exons. Gene Ontology annotation, molecular function: magnesium ion binding; ribose phosphate diphosphokinase activity. NCBI's taxonomy places the organism in Eukaryota, Oomycota, Peronosporomycetes, Peronosporales, Peronosporaceae. Gene Ontology annotation, cellular component: ribose phosphate diphosphokinase complex; cytoplasm.
AUGAAGCUCUUCAAGGUCGCGGACACGCCCAUCGCCGACGAGAUCGCCAACUACCUGGGCGUCGAGCUCAACAACAUGGAGGUCAAGAACUUCAACGACGGAGAGACCAGCAUCGUCGUCAAGGAGAACGUGCGCGGCAAGCGCGUCUACAUCGUGAGCUCCACCACCACGGUGGACCGGUUGAUGGAGCUGCUGCUGUCCAUCUCGGCCAUGCGCCGUGCUUCGGCCAAGAGCAUUACGGCUGUAAUCCCGUUCUACGGCUACGCACGCAUGGAUCUGAUGCACAAGGGGCGCGAGCCGAUUGCUGCCGCGGACAUUGCUCGUAUGCUGGAGACGAUGGGCGUGGACCACGUCGUGUCCGUGGACCUUCAUAGUGCGCAGAUCGAAGGCUUCUUCAAGCCGCAGAUCCCGGUCGACAACCUCCAGGCCUUCCCUGUCGGCGCUGUGUAUUUCUCGGAGCAGCAGGGCCUCGAUGACCCGAUUGUUGUGGCGCCACACUCGGCCGCUGUGAACCGUGCCGCCAUGUUCCGUGAUACGCUGUCGCGUACGAUUGACGAGUUCGUUCCGCUGGCGUUUGUGAUCCGCAAGCACCAGCUUGACGAAGACCAGCCUGGUGAGCUGGUCGGCGACGUGAAGGGCAAGGACUGCAUCGUCGUGGAUACUUUGGUGGACACUGGCUCCACUCUGGUCAAGACCGCUAAGGUGCUGAAGGCUAACGGCGCCAAGACCGUGUCUGCCUUUGCUGUGCACGCCCGCUACUCUGCUCACGCCAUGCAAACGCUGCAGAACUGCAAGGAGCUGGACAAGCUGGUGACCACCAACACGAUCCCCGUGCACAUGAACUCGGACGAGGUCUCGCCCAAGAUCGUGACGCUGUCGGUGGCCCCGUUCAUCGCCGAGGUCAUUUCGUGCAUCCACAUGAAGAGCUCCAUCAUCCAGGUGUCCAAGACCAAGUCGCAGUAG